Molecule: messenger RNA, 867 nt
Organism: Drepanopeziza brunnea f. sp. 'multigermtubi' MB_m1
Lineage: Eukaryota; Fungi; Ascomycota; Leotiomycetes; Helotiales; Drepanopezizaceae
Source: RefSeq, a predicted model, not a curated record
AUGUCGACCAUCCCGGUAUCAGAGAUACCAACAGUAUCACUUCUCUACCACCUCAAGAAGCUCAUUCCAGCAACAUUCGACACCGAAACCGAAGCCCCGAAGCCUUCCCAAUCCCUGAACGAUCGCAUCGGACUUAUUCAAGGAGAUAUCACCAAACUCGAAGUUGGUGCUAUCGUUAAUGCUGCAAAUAAUUCGCUGCUUGGAGGGGGAGGUGUAGACGGGGCUAUACACAGAGCUGCUGGGCCUGAACUGGUCAAAGAGUGCCGCCAGCUGAAAGGUUGCGAUACUGGCUCGGCCAAGAUCACAAACGCAUACAAUUUGCCUUGCAAGAAGGUCAUUCAUGCAGUUGGUCCUGUUUAUGAUUCCAGCUUCAAGGACGAGAGUGAGGAAGACCUGGCCGGAUGCUACACUACAAGUCUGCAGCUCGCAGUUGCGAACGACUGCAAGAGCAUUGCAUUCAGCGCAUUGAGUACUGGUGUCUACGGAUACCCCAGCGAUGAUGCAGCCCCUGUUGCGAUUAAGGCUGUUAAGGACUUCCUUCAAGCUAAGGACGGAGACAAGCUCGAGAAAGUCAUCUUCUGCACUUUUGUUUCAAAGGAUGUGGAUGCGUAUAACAAAUGGUUGCCACGAUUCUUCCCAUCUACCGAAGAGUCAGAGAGUGACUGGGAGGAAGUUGAAGCUGGAGAGUCUGCGGAAAAUGGCCCUAAGGCAGCCGAGAAGGAAGAUACUCCAGCUGCAAAGGACUCUGACGCGAAGGAGAAUGAAGAGGCCAAAGUUACACUUCCAGAUGUCCCAACCACAGAGCCAGUGAAUGACGGCCCUGCAACGAAAAAGCAGAAGUCGAGCGAUGACGAGCAGAAGCUUUAG